AUGACGACCGGUUCGUCAUCCCUCUUCAAUUUUGCUCUUGCUGCUUUUGGAUACCUAGCACUCUUUCAAGGCGUACUCGAUAUUGUCCUAUUAGUCGGACUCUGUGCCGUGAGGAGCAGUCCUUUGAUCCAACAGUUGCUUGAGACACAAUUCCUCGUGUACUUCCCUCGGGCUCUCGAGGGCAUCUUUGUUUCCUUUGCCCUCCUCCAAGUUUGUCGAGUCUUCUGGUCAAGAUCCCCAACCCCAAAAUGGAGUGGCAUUGGCAAGGUGCUCCUGUUCCCUUGCCAGACUACCCAUUCAAGGUUCUUCCCUGAGAAACAUUCAUUUACACACUCGUAUCUCGUUGUUGGAAUUCCCGUGGGUUGGGAAGGUGCCGCUGGCGGCUUAGUCUCAGCGGGAGUCAAGCAGAAGGGGAACAGUGGGAUCUUGGCAUGGUUUUCUUUGAACCAGAGUCAAAGGAAAGGGUGGUACGAUACGGAUGCUGGAGAUUACCUCGAUCGGGGAAAGUCUCAUCUCGGGCUGCGAGGCAAGCUAGAUGAGUUCCUCAAAACUCAGGGUGUUGAUCCGGCUAGCUUUCCACAUGCCUAUCUGAUCACGGCUGCCAGGUUUCUUGGCUAUCACUUCAAUCCCGUUUCUUUUUGGUACCUGUACGACUCAGACAAGUCCCUGGCAGCUAUGAUAUUAGAAGUCAACAACACAUUCGAUGAGAGGCGGAUGUAUUUCCUGACGCCUGCAGAUGAAGACGCGAUGGCCGAAGUUGAAGGAUCCCCCACCUCGAGCCACACCGUUGCAUCAGGCAAGAUCCCACGCACGGUAAUGAAACAGGUCUGGCCAAAAGAACUACACGUCUCUCCGUUUAACUCGCGGAAGGGGUCUUACUCUUUGGUUGCGUAUGACCCCCUCCGCCCCUCCGAGCCUGGCUCUCGGUUGAUCAACAACACCAUUACGCUGAAAUCCUCGAAAGGCCAUGGGAAGAUCGUUGCUCGGCUCUUCUCCGAUGGCCCUCCCAUUGACCCAGCGUCUCUUAGCUGGUGGCAGAAACUCAAAUUCCUGGCGUCUUGGUGGUGGGUCGGCUUUGUGACUUUCCCUCGAAUUGUCAGCCAAGCUUGGGUCUUAUUCUUCCGGCGCAAACUCCAUGUGUGGUACCGGCCCGAGCCCCUCAAGGAGAGCAUCGGCCGCAGGGCGGAUGGAACCGAGCGCCGUUUGGAGCUUGUUUUCAGGAGGUAUUUGCGACAUCUGGUUGAGACAUCUGACAUACCCGUCGCUGUGAAAUACAUUCCAAGUGGACUAUCAGACGGCGCGGAGGAGUUGAUGCUACCAAGGGUGCUACGCGACUCAGCCUCAGAUAUCCAGGCCCUAGACUUCAAGGUCUUGACUCCGGUGUUCUACUCGAGGUUCGCCUGUUACGCUCACGAUCUUGAGGCAAUCUUCUGCGAGUUCAGGGAGAACUGCACAGUGUGGAUCUCCCAUCCGGAGAUGAUACCAAGGCUAUUCUUGAAGGCACCCUUGCCUCCGCUGAAGACAUCCAACUACGUCGACUUUGCCUACUUUAAAGCAAUCCAAAGGCUGCGACGGAAUCCGGAGAAAAUCGAGAGGCCCCUCACAUCUAGCGCUGCAGCUACGGCGAGGGGCCAGGAGGCUGACAUACGAGGCUUUCGCAUGUCUUCGAUGGACAGUUACGUUCUGACAAGAGAGGAAACCGAGACCAAAAACACAUACAGAAGCGCCGUCCUAAAACUGUUUAUCGCAGAUAGGAUGUCCCUUGGCUUUAUGCCCUUGCUCGAGACUCAGCGCCUCGCGAUACAGAUGUGUAUGGCGUGGAUCAUAUCAAGUGCUGUCAAGCAGGCGAUCUUGCAGGCAUCCUGGUACGGAAAAAGCCAGCUCACAGCUUGA
Phialemonium atrogriseum is the source of this 1893-nucleotide messenger RNA. RefSeq lists its product as uncharacterized. The coding region runs from base 1 to 1893 and encodes 630 amino acids. The record is from RefSeq and is a predicted model, not a curated record. The transcript is spliced from 2 exons. Lineage: Eukaryota; Fungi; Ascomycota; Sordariomycetes; Cephalothecales; Cephalothecaceae.